Triticum aestivum (bread wheat) is the source of this 420-nucleotide messenger RNA. RefSeq lists its product as uncharacterized. The coding region runs from base 1 to 420 and encodes 139 amino acids. The transcript has a single exon. Lineage: Eukaryota; Viridiplantae; Streptophyta; Magnoliopsida; Poales; Poaceae. The record is from RefSeq and is a predicted model, not a curated record.
AUGAGGAGCUCAGUGCACGUGCCAGCCGCGGUGGAGGCGCUGCUGGGCCACCCAGUGGCGGCCCUGUCGGAGAGGCGGGCCCCGCGGCUGACGCGGCUGCUGUUAAACGUCACGGUGGAGCGGAGCCUGUGGCCGGUGCACGUGCUGCUGGGCGCCGACGCCACCGUGGCCGACCUCGCGUGUGCCGCCGUCGCCGCCUAUGCCGCCGAGGGGCGCAGGCCGCCGCUCCCUGCCGAUGACACCGCCACAGACGCGGCCGCACGGUUUGAGUGGCCGCGGCAAUCGCGUCAGAGCGCGAUGGGCGGGCACGAGCCAGAGCGUGCAAGGCGCGGCGAGUGGGAGGUGGGUGAGUCGUGGAGCAGCUCGGGCAUGUCCGUGCGCUUGGGUAUAAAACCCUCUCCCCGCUGUGUGAGUCGCUGA